Messenger RNA from Aspergillus puulaauensis, 930 nucleotides. It is a transcript of the gene GPI12, whose product is annotated as PIG-L family deacetylase. Bases 1 to 930 code for a protein of 309 amino acids. The record is from RefSeq and is a predicted model, not a curated record. Gene Ontology annotation, molecular function: N-acetylglucosaminylphosphatidylinositol deacetylase activity. The transcript is spliced from 2 exons. Lineage: Eukaryota; Fungi; Ascomycota; Eurotiomycetes; Eurotiales; Aspergillaceae. Gene Ontology annotation, biological process: GPI anchor biosynthetic process. Gene Ontology annotation, cellular component: endoplasmic reticulum.
AUGCUCGACAUGAACCCACAAACCCUCGUUUCACUCGGCUUUGCAAUUGCCGCUAUUUUUCUCUUCUGGACUCUAUCCUCCACCACCACGUCGCCUUUCGCCCGCACAUUCCCGCAGCUGUACAACAAGCGAAUAUGCUUGUUGAUCGCGCACCCGGACGAUGAAGCCAUGUUCUUUGCGCCGACUCUACUCGCGCUGACGAAGCCAGAACUUGGAAAUCACAUCAAAAUUCUCUGCAUCAGCAGCGGAGACGCCGACGGCCUUGGUCAUAUCCGCAGAGACGAACUAACGAAAAGCGCCAAACGCCUCGGGAUCCGGAACGACUCAGACGUCCUUGUUCUCGAUGACCCGCGGUUCCAGGAUAGCAUGUCAAUUGAGUGGACGAAAGCCGACGUCGCGUCUUUACUUACCGCAACUUUCGCACCAAACAACACCGCCGGGAGCACAAAGGCCACGCGCAAGAAGAAUAAGGAUAAUCAGUCCGCCCCGACCGCAACGAUCGAUGUUCUUCUCACCUUCGAUGCAGGCGGUAUAAGCAAUCAUUUGAACCAUCGCUCGCUGUAUCACGGCGCGCUACACUUCCUGACCACACUCAUGAAAGACGCGCCGGGUUAUUCUUGCCCCGUAACAAUGUACACGCUUACAACGACAAAUCUGCUGCGGAAAUAUAUCGGGGUAUUUGAUGCGCCAUUUACGAUGGCGAAGGGGGUAUUGGAUGGGCUGUUUUCGUUCUUCUCUGGAAAGAAGGGCUCGGGGAAGAAGGAGGAUUCGCCGUCAAGGAUGCUGUUUGUUAGCUCCGUGGGGGAGUGGAUGACGGCGCAGUCGGCUAUGGUCAAGGCACAUAAGAGUCAGAUGGUCUGGUUUCGGUGGGGUUGGAUUGGGAUUGGGAGGUAUAUGGUUGUUAAUGAUUUGAAGAGGGAGGGGGUGUGA